Molecule: messenger RNA, 507 nt
Organism: Caenorhabditis remanei
Lineage: Eukaryota; Metazoa; Nematoda; Chromadorea; Rhabditida; Rhabditidae
Exons: 4
Coding region: 1-507 (168 amino acids)
Biological process (GO): mitochondrial translational termination
Cellular component (GO): mitochondrial large ribosomal subunit
Molecular function (GO): translation release factor activity
Source: RefSeq, a predicted model, not a curated record
AUGCUUCGAAAUAUUUCUCCUUUCGUGUUAAAAUCAACUCGACAAAUUAAGAUAUCAGCCGCCACUUCUUCUGCUUCCUUCAACGGUGUCAUUCCCACUGAAAAAAUCGAAAAACGAUAUACGUUGAGUAGCGGACCUGGAGGGCAAAACGUUCAAAAGAAUGCAACUAAAGUAGAAAUUCGUUUCAAAGUGAAUGAAGCAGAAUGGUUAUCUGAAACAUUGAGAAACGCCAUUGAAGAGAAGCUGUCACACCGAAUUAAUUCCGCUGGAGAGCUCAUCAUUGACAGUGACAGAACCCGGGAACGCCAUCUGAAUGUUGCCGAUUGUUUCGAUAAACUCAGAUCUGCUAUCUACGCAAUUGAAAAAGAACAAGGAAAAAGAAAAACCUCAGAAGAAGAUGAAAAAAUUCUGAGAGAGAGAGCAGCAGUAGCCACGCAACAUCGUCUCUAUGAGAAACGGAGAACAAGCGAGAAGAAAUCAUUGAGACAUGCGGCUGUGGAGCUAUAA